Morus notabilis is the source of this 2987-nucleotide messenger RNA. RefSeq names its product ubiquitin carboxyl-terminal hydrolase 8. Gene Ontology annotation, biological process: protein deubiquitination. Lineage: Eukaryota; Viridiplantae; Streptophyta; Magnoliopsida; Rosales; Moraceae. Gene Ontology annotation, molecular function: cysteine-type deubiquitinase activity. The record is from RefSeq and is a predicted model, not a curated record.
GAAAAAAGAUCCACUUGUUCCUUUUGCAAAUCCGCCACUCUCUCUCUCUCUCUCUCUCAUACGGAUGAUCUGCACAUUGGCAAACCAUUUCUAAAUCUUCUCUCUCUCCCUCUCUUUCUCUCUCUUCCUUUUCUCUUUGAAGAAGAAUGGACACUGGUCUCUCCGAAGAUCUCUCGGAUUCAACUCAGCUCCAUGACUCGGACACCGAACAGCGACUCUACUUCGUUCCGUACAGGUGGUGGAAGGAUGCGCAAGAUUCGGUAUUGGGAGAUUCCAAGGGAAACGCCUCGCCGGCUUCUCUAUACGCUGGUCCGAUGAAGAUCAUCAACAACAUUUUCAACUCGGAUCUUGCAUUCAAUCUCAGGAGAGAAGAGGAUUGUGCGGGGAAUAGUGAGAAUGGUGAAGUUGGCAUCUCGGGGAGAGACUUUGCGUUGGUUUCUGGAGAAAUGUGGGUUGAGGCACUCAAAUGGCAUAGCGAUUCAAAAUCGUCAACGAAGGAAGGUAGAAGUUUUUCAGCUGCAGAAGAUGACAUGGCAGAUGUCUAUCCUUUACAACUCAGGCUGUUGGUUUUGCGAGAUACAAAUUCUUUGGGAGUGAGGAUUAGCAAAAAGGAUAAUGCAGUUGAGUUCUAUAAGAGAGCCUGCAAAAUCUUCGGUGUGGAGUUGGAACUGUUACGCAUCUGGGACUUCUCUGGUCAGACAAAUCUAUUUUUGCUAAAUGAUAAAAUUAAAUUUCCAAGAGCUUGUCAACGACAGUCCGAUGAGAUUCUGUUGGACUUGCAAGUUUAUGGGCUAUCAGACUCAAUUAAGUGCAGGGAUGGGAAAAAAGAUGACAUAGUAGCACAACAUCCAUCCGUGGCAAAUUCCUCUUCAGUGAUGAUGAACGGUAGUGCUGGCAAUGCAAGUUCAAACUUCCUUCGUCCAACUUCAUCAUUUUGGGGAAGCUCUUGUGAAGCGGGGACUUUGGGAUUGACAGGAUUAACAAACCUUGGAAAUACUUGUUUCAUGAACAGUGCAGUUCAGUGCUUAGCUCAUACACCGAAGCUUGUUGACUAUUUUCUUGGAGAUUAUGGUCAAGAAAUAAAUCAUGAAAAUCCACUGGGCAUGGAUGGUGAGAUUGCUUUGGCAUUUGGAGAUCUGCUAAGGAAAUUAUGGGCUCCUGGAGCAACUCCGGUAGCUCCAAGAGUAUUCAAAUCAAAACUUGCUCGAUUUGCUCCUCAAUUUAGUGGCUUCAAUCAGCAUGAUUCUCAAGAGCUCCUGGCAUUUUUGUUGGAUGGACUCCAUGAAGAUCUCAACCGUGUAAAAUACAAACCUUACAUGGAAGUUAAAGAUGGAGAUGGUAGACCUGAUGAAGAAGUUGCUGAUGAAUAUUGGAGGAAUCAUUUAGCUCGCAAUGACUCUAUCAUUGUUGAUGUGUGCCAAGGUCAAUACAAAUCAACAUUAGUUUGCCCUAUCUGCAAAAAGAUCUCUAUUACUUUUGAUCCAUUCAUGUACUUAUCACUUCCUUUACCUUCAACAACAAUGCGGACAAUGACUUUAACAGUUGUGCAUACUGAUGGAAGUUGUCAACCAUCACCGUAUACCAUUACUGUGCCUAAGAAUGGGAAAUUUCAAGAUCUUAUUGCGGCUUUAAGCAUUGCUUGCUCUUUGGAGAGUGGUGAGACCUUACUAGUAGUUGAGAUAUACAACAAUCGCAUUAUACGUUAUCUUGAGGAGCCAACUGAUUCACUAUCAUUGAUUAGAGAUGAGGACCGGCUUGUUGCCUAUCGGUUAAUGAAAGAUAUUGAGCAAGUUCCUUUGGUUGUCUUCAUGCAUCAGCGAAUAGAGGAGCAGUACAUACAUGGGAAGCUGAUGUCAAGUUGGAAAGCAUUUGGAAUUCCUCUUGUAGCAAGGCUUUGUGAUUCCCUUUCUGGUUCUGAUAUCCAGAAUUUGUAUUUGAGAUUGCUCAAUCCAUUUCAAGUACCUGCUAAAGAAUCUUUGGAAGAUGCAGACAGUCCAGAGGGCAUUGCAUCUGAAGACACUACACAGCAAGAGAAUAUUUUAAAUCCUGAUGUUGAUGGGUCUGUGAACGCCAGUUCUAUUAAUGGGGUUAACUCGCCCACAGAUGCCAAAUUAGAGUUUUACUUAGCAGAUGAGAAGGGAACAAUUAGGGAAUCUAAGAUAGUAAUGAAUGAGUCUGUGGUGGUGACAGGGAUCUCAAGGAGGUUAAAUGUGCUUGUAUGGUGGCCUGAAAAGAAUAUUGAACAGUAUGAUACUCAGCUUCUUAGCUCGUUGCCUGAGGUUUUCAAGUCUGGCCUUUUUGCAAAGAGACCUCAAGAGUCUGUUUCUCUAUAUAAAUGCCUUGAAGCUUUCUUGAAAGAGGAGCCUCUUGGACCAGAAGACAUGUGGUACUGUCCUGUUUGCAAAGAGCAUCGUCAAGCCAGCAAGAAGUUGGACCUCUGGAGACUGCCUGAGGUCUUGGUUAUUCACUUGAAGCGGUUUUCAUAUAGCCGAUUUUUGAAGAACAAGCUAGAGACAUAUGUUGACUUUCCCGUAGACAAUCUUGAUUUGUCGACGUAUAUUGGCCACAAAGAUGGUCAAUUGAGUAACCGUUACAUGCUUUAUGCUGUGAGUAAUCACUACGGAAGCAUGGGAGGUGGUCAUUAUACUGCAUUUGUCCAUCAUGGGGGUGAUCGGUGGUACGACUUUGAUGACAGCCAUGUUAAUCCCAUCAGCCUGGAGAAGAUAAAGUCUUCAGCUGCUUAUGUUCUUUUCUACAGAAGAGUUGUAGAAUCAUAACCGAUAUUUGGAUUUGAUUCAUUCUGCCUGGUAUGUUUGUGACACACCUUUGUGAUCAUUUUUGUUCUAGUUUUACAACUAAAAUUACCAAGAGUAGAAUUCUCUGUCUUUGGCCUCGUUUAAAUCAAAAGCAUCGGAGUUUCCUUCAUGGACAAAGCUGGAGGAAAGGUUAAUACUCAAAGGAGGCGCCAAGGAUCACUUGUAACGAAU